GCUGGACUCAUUAUUGGCCAUGCUGGUUGUGUAAUCACGAUCAGUAACAACUGCAACUACAUGGUGACAGCAUGUUCUCAAACCGGGCAACAGAACAUUGAUCAGUACGAUCUGAGUGCCGGAACCUCACAAGCUAUCGAUCUGGGCACGGCUUGUAGCUGGCCAUCUGCUGUUGUGUAUGCUUCCGUGACGGGACAAUCCAACUUAGCUGAGUUCACAAUCGGUGGCUCUGGCAAUCAAGACUUCUACGACUUGAAUAACGCUAAUGCGUACACCAUUCCCAUGUCCAUCAAUGCGCCCACGGGCUGUACCACCAUAACCUGUUCCAUCAGCGACAUCAGUUCUUUCUGUCAGCCCAACAACGAUAUACAAACACUACCCACUGGUGCCCGAGUCAACACCGAUGGAACUGCCGGGCUGGGACCGACAGCCGGCACGAUGCAGUUCAAAGCAGCAUGUCCCCAAGCUUACAUCUACAACUUCGACGAUGCCACCUCUACGUUCACGUGUCCCACUGGCUCCGAUUAUGAAGUCGUGUUUUGCCCUUGACACUUUUCAGCUUUGCCACUGCUUUAGUAUGACACGGUGACGUUC
Marchantia polymorpha subsp. ruderalis is the source of this 594-nucleotide messenger RNA. The record is from the annotation of a GenBank genome assembly. NCBI's taxonomy places the organism in Eukaryota, Viridiplantae, Streptophyta, Marchantiopsida, Marchantiales, Marchantiaceae.